AUGGAUUCUUGCCCCGUUAUGAAUGUCGAUAACACUGACAUUGACAUGCAGCAUCCCAAGUUUCAGCCAGAAGAUGUACAAACAUCUCAUGACGCGGAUUUAUUUGAUGAUGAUGAAGAUGACGAUAAGGAUGCUGGUGACUCCAUGGAUGCUGUCAGUCAGCCUCCCACCAGUGUGCCGCGAGUUGAAAAGAGGGCUAGAGAUGAAGUGAUAUCUGGGAAGUGUCGCUUUCGUGAAGUUGACUAUUCAGAGACACUUCGCCAGACUGUGUAUGAACAACAAGAAUGUAUUAACAAUACUAUAGAGGAAACUGAAGUGAUACGCCGAGAAGCUCAAGACCACAUUGAGGAGCAACGACGUCUUGCUGAAGAAGAGCGUGAGCAUCACAUGCGCGAUUUCAAUGAGAAAACUUGGCAAUGGGAAGCGGCUCUGAGAGAGCGAGAGCGGGAAAAGCAAUUAAGUGCAACAGAUACAUUCAAGCAGCAGCAAGCACUACUGAGGAAGAAUGUUGCUGAAGAACUAGCAUGA
Suillus subalutaceus is the source of this 528-nucleotide messenger RNA. RefSeq lists its product as uncharacterized. NCBI's taxonomy places the organism in Eukaryota, Fungi, Basidiomycota, Agaricomycetes, Boletales, Suillaceae. The record is from RefSeq and is a predicted model, not a curated record. The transcript is spliced from 4 exons. The coding region runs from base 1 to 528 and encodes 175 amino acids.